This is a messenger RNA of Sceloporus undulatus (fence lizard), 3319 nucleotides long. RefSeq names its product BEN domain containing 2 (gene BEND2). The coding region runs from base 361 to 2553 and encodes 730 amino acids. Gene Ontology annotation, molecular function: DNA binding. The record is from RefSeq and is a predicted model, not a curated record. Lineage: Eukaryota; Metazoa; Chordata; Lepidosauria; Squamata; Phrynosomatidae. The transcript has 12 exons.
AGGAUGGAGCUAUAGCAUGUACAUUCCUGUACCACUUCAUAGUGAACUAAGCACUCUCUAAGCCGUUUACAAUUUGUAAACCAAUUUCCCCCAAACAAGUUCAACGAAGUCAUGAUGGUGGUACUGCAGCAAUUAAAAGGAAAAGGGGAAAAACCUUGCAUUCAAAGACCAGUUGGUUAUUUUUUUUAGAAAUCAGCAGAAGUUACAAACAGUGUAACAGCUCUUAUGUGCCCUAGGCCUUGUGUCAACCUACAGUUGCUAGCGGACUAAAGGGGAAAAAAUGCUUUUGCAUUGUGACAAAGGCAGUAUCUCAGUGAGUGCUGAAGAUAUGACAGUGCUGUAAUAAUUGAUGAUUCAGUAAUGGAAGAUAAAAACAGUGGUUCUGAAACACGAGGAUAUGGAUUGGUCGAACAAAACACUCACUUGAAUUAUGGUGAUUGCCAUGUAACUCAGCUUGCAUAUGACGAUGAAGAUUUGCUGGAUACAGAGAAUCUAAUUGCAUCACAGGAUAAUCUUUCAACGGGAAGGAAGAGACCUGGUCACAAUCCAGAACAAGUAGAAUUGGUUUAUUUACAUAAAAGACAACGAUUUACACCCUCUUUAGUAGGGAUGAAAGCAAAGGAAUCUGAAUAUGAAGAUGGAAGUGUUAUCUAUGAGUAUGAUCCUGAUGAAUGUGGAAGUGUUGUAUCUGGAGUUUCAUACUCAGGCGAUCAUCAGAAAAUUCUUAUGGAAGUUCUUAAUUAUUGUCAGGUAAUGUAUGAUGCCAUUCAGAAACUGGACAAGAAGUUUGAUAGCCUUCAUCGGAGAGUCUCAGAAAUUCAUCAAACACGUCGAAAGCCUUUACUCUUAAAACAGAAGCCAGUUGGAUUUACAUGCAACAGUUUUAGUAGCCUCCCUGUUGAAAAAAUCCAAGUUCAGAAAUCCACAGAAAGAAGGCUAGAUCAUAUUUCACUCCAUGACCAUGGAAAUCAUAGCCAGCAAACAAAGGUUAAGCUACAAAGAGCCGAGAUUUUGACCAGCUCUGCAGCUGAACUGGUUCCUUGCAGUCUUCAGCCUGAAUCACAGCUUCCUGCCCAAAGGCAGAGUCCACCCCUCCCUACAAUAGUUUCCACCCAGUCAUUGUGUUCCCCAUUUAGCUUGACCAGUGAGAUGCCUGAUUUUCCUUCACAAAUGGGUCUAGUCAAUGAAAACCCUCUUGCUGCUUCAUCUUUGGCAACAGCCUCCCAUGUGGUUUCAUCAGUGAUGCCUACACCACCAGCAGCUAGUUUGGAGAGAAACAAUUUCACAGCAACCUACAACUCUUCACCCAGAAAUAUAAAUACUGUCAUUGAGCUUCCAUCCUCAUCUUCAUCUUCUGUCAAUCCAGCAGUAGCCUCCAGUUGUUCACUGUAUCCACAAGUCAACACAGCCAAUGGGAUGUCACAUCUUCCAUCACAACCUAGUUCUGCAACUAUAGCACUUGACAGUCCUGUUCAUAUGGUAUCUUCAGUUUUCUCUUCUCCAAGGAUAACACAUGCCCCUGCAGCUGAAACUAGUUUGGGGAGAAACAACAUGUUGGUAACUUAUAGAACUUCAUCUGAAAGCACAGCUCUGAGCAAUGAGAUGCCCUCUUCCUCUAUGAAUCUGAAUUUUGAGUUUGUGGGUGAUCCAAAACGGAAUGUGAAGAUCCUUGGAAACUAUUUGAUGAAAGCCAAACUAAAGACCAAACCAAAGUAUGCUGCUCGCUACUUAGUCCGUCUCUUGUUCCCAAAAGAAACUUUGCUCUACAGUGUCAUGGGUGCGAAAACACGAGGACGAAGGGCUCUAGAUCAAAAUAAGGUAGCUGCAAUAAGAGAGUUUCUUACAACUUAUUUUCCAACAUAUGAUCUGAGUGAGCAUGGAAGAGACUGGGAAACCUGUGUUACAAAUGUAAAUACAAUGAUCCGCUACUUACGUUAUGAAACCAAAACAAACUCAGAAAUCCUUAAAGGAAAAGAGAAACCUCCUGACACUCCAGGCAGAUUGGUAUAUGUAGACUUAGUUGGUAGUGAGGAUGAGAGUGAAUUCAGUACCCAAACUAGCUCUAAAUCAAACCAAAUUCAGAAUUCAGAAUGGAAUAACAUGCCAGAAAUUCUUGAUCUGCCUUCUUCCAGUAAAGUGUCAUCUUUAGAACCAAUGGCGCACCUUGGGAAUCCAUCACGGAAUGUUCAGCUGCCCUUUCCAGUUAUCUGUGUUGCCAAGGGGAAAUGUCGGCCAGAGCUUUCAGCACGUUACCUGAUUCGCCAUCUCUUCACAGAGGAUGUCCUGGUUAAAAGCAAUGUUUAUGGCAACCUGGACCGUGGGACAUAUCCCUUAGACUGCAACAAAAUCAAUGCUCUCAGAGACUUUCUACAAGAAAACUACCCAUCUUUUGAACUGAAGGAAACUGGAUAUGACUGGAAAGCAUGUGUUGCAGCUAUAAACAGUACAAUCCGCAGCCUGAGAUUUGACCAUAAAAGGGCUUUAGCUGGCAUCCGAAACAACGUAUUGGCUGAAACACCACUGCUGUCACAAAGUUCAAAAAGCCUUCUGUGAAGCCCUUCUGAAAUAUAAACGUACAAAAGCCUUCUCAUUUGUCAGGCCAACUUGUGUUAUAUGUCUAGCCAUUGCCUUGAACUCUGCUACAGCCGCAAUAGACUUUUUUCAAGAUGUGAUGCAACUGUUCAUUCUCAAAUGUUGUCAGGGGAACUAUUUUAAUACUCUUAACAAUGUAAAAUUUAGCAGAGCUGAAUAAGAACUUGGGUUUUAUCUUCCUGUGACAAUUAUAUUUUUGUUAUAGAUGAUGAAUAGUUAGAGAAUCUCAUUCUAGAUAUACCCACCCCCCCCCAAAAAAAAAUAUUUCCCCCAGGGUUGUAUUUGUUAAUGGAGAGUGCAUAUUUCAAAGAGGAAUAAUGGAAGCCCAAGAAGAACAUAUAUGACCACAACAUCGACAUUUUCCUGACUUUUUGAAGAAACACAAUUUUUCUACAAUUCAGUUCAAAUAUUCCACUUGCUAUGGAUCUAUACCACCACAUAGUUUUUACUUGAAUAGUAAUCUUUUCACGUGGUUUCAUAAUUUUUAAUUUGUGUUUCCAAAUAUUUGUGAAGGCUGACAUGAUACAGUCAGAAAAUUUCUACAGUUUCAUAAAGUGAAUUAUUUGGUCGGUAUUAGGUCUGCCUAAACCACCUUAACUUUGAGGCAAAUGGUAGGAGAUGCACAUCCUAGUAGAUCUAAUAACAUCCUUCUGCAUUUUACCAAAAAUGAUUAAAUUUUCUCCUUUCAUAGUACAAUGCAACUUGAUUGUGGAAUAAAAGUAUUGCU